AUGGAUCCACUCAAUAUUCUUUCUUCGACGCAUACACUCGUUGACACUAUUAUAGCAACAUAUCAAACCCUCGACAAAAUCUCCAACUUACCGAACUCUUUCAACGAAAUCAAGACUAGCCUUCCCCUCGUCGAGCGCAUGUUAAAUGAUGCCAGGGACGCCCUCGAUGGCACUGAGCUUUCGGAAGAAGAAACCAAGGCAAUCCUCGCGAUCAUCAACCCCUGCAAUGAAGCUGCUGUAAAAAUGAACAACAUAUUCAAGGAAGUUCAGUCCAAGUGCGAAAAGGGCCAGAAUGCAAGGAGCUGGCAAAGUGUUCGCUCUAUAUACCACAAAGCCCUGCGCGGCCAAGGGGCAUUUCGGGCGGAGAAGCUCAUGGAUGUCAUUAUGCGGGGCUUAAAGCAACUGGCUAUGCAGCGGGCGUUCAAUACCACGAUGCAGAAGGAUCUUAAAUCCCUUAAAAAGGCCAUCGAGGGGAUGUCCAAGGCGCAGCCCUCCUUGCGGGAUUCCGAGUUUAAGAAUGUAGGAGGAACGUUCACCAUGACCCAACACAACGCAAACGGGGCUAUAACGCAGCAGAAUGCCCCUCGGGGGGACAACAAUAGAUUCUACAGUUCGCAAACUAUGAAAUUUGUAAGCGACGACACCCCGAAACGAAAGAGCGCUGUCCUUCAGAGACUCAGCCAAGACUUGCCGUACAUAGAGCGGAAGAAUAUAAACGUUGAACCUGUCCAGGGGACAUGCGAAUGGGUUGCGGGCCACAAGACCUUUGAAGAGUGGAAGCAAGGCAAAUCGUUAGGCCUGCUCUGGGUGUCCGCGGAUCCAGGAUGCGGAAAGUCUGUAUUGGCUAGACAUAUCGUCGACUCGGACAGCUUUGAGGGCCAAAGGAGUGCAACGAAUGCUCUUCGUUGUAUCUUACAUCAGUUGUUGAUAAAGAAAGAUAUCCUUUUCUCCGAAGACAUACUAAGACGCUUUGACGGAGAUAGUGAGACUCUCACGAACUCCUUUGCUGGGCUAUGGGAAAUACUAGUCACUGUUGCAGAAGAUACAAAUGCUGGCGAAAUCAUCGUUGUUCUUGAUGCACUUGACGAGUGUGAUGAAGAAGACAGGCAUAAACUUAGCAAGGAGCUUUGUAGCCUAUAUCGCGGUGGGAAGACACCCAACCUAAAGUUCUUCUUAACGAGCCGGCCUUAUCGGGAUAUUAAGACUGAUUUUCAGCCACUACCACCUUCGAUACGCCUAAGCGGUUCAAAGUAUCGGAAAGGCGAAGAACCUCAGCCAGGAAAACCAGGCCAGGAAAACCAGGAUUUCUUGCUUCAGCGCCUUACAAAUAUUCAGAAUCCAACGUACCUAUGGGUUGAUCUUACAUUACAGCUGAUCAAUAAGGAAAGAUACCCCAGCCAUGAGACGAUAGACCGGGCUACUGCAGACACCACUGGGAACAUUGAUGCAGUGUAUGAAAAGAUUUUAUCCAGGAGCUGGGACUUUGAAAUUACAAGGAGAUUACUACAUAUUGUAGUUGCAGCGGCAAGGCCUUUAACACUGAAAGAGAUAGACGUCGCCCUGGCCCUCCAGGGACAUUUUACUUCGUACACUGAUCUUCACCUCAGGAAAGAUAAUAUUUAUGACUACGUACGGGAUCUAUCUGGCCUUCUCAUCAGAACUAUUGAUGACAAACUUUACUUACUACAUCAAACCGUGAAAGAGUUUCUAGUUUCAACGACCCUUCAAAUGCCCACUAGCAAAUCCAAAAGCGGUCCCAGAGUUCUUGAAUGGAAACAUACAUUUCGGCCCCAGGAGUCAAAUAGUAUAGUUGCAGAUAUCUGCAUGUCCUAUUUACUCUUCAAGGAGUUCGAAAUUCUUUCUUUGGACGAACAGCUCACUGGAUCCAAGGUUGAGGAGAGGACAUCGUUAUCUAAAUGUGUUGACGAUUACCCCUUCCUUGACUAUGCUGCCAAACACUGGGUUACCCACUUCAAACAAUCAUGCCUCGACGUUAAGUACGAGAUGGAACGAGUACUGAAUAUUUGUGACGGUAAACGUUACUUUAUUUGGUUUCAGAUCUAUUGGACACGCGAAAAACCUCCUAGAGGUUUUAACUCCAUAAUGCUCUUGUCCUACUUCGGACUUACUGAAGCACUGGCUCGUCUUCUCCCAGUGCGUAAAAUUAUCUUAAACGAUAAGGAUUUGCAUUAUGGGCGGUCUGCACUAUCGUGGGCCUCAGAAAACGGCUUUGCCGACACGGUUGAGCUUCUGAUCAAGGGUGGUAGUAGUUGGAUCUGGUCGUUGUCUAGAGAAAGGGCCGAAGUCGACUCUGAGGAUAUGGAAGGUAGAACACCUCUUUCGUACGCCGCCGAAAACGGGCAUGUGGAGGUGGUUAAACGUCUGCUUUCUCUGGGUAAGGCUAUUCCCACCAUAAUGGACAAGCUCUACGAGACGCCACUAUACUACGCCAUUUGUUUCGAACACGAGGAAGUGGUUCGCUUACUUACAUCGAAACCUAGCUUGAUGGAUUCGGUGGAUGAUAUCCGAGCACGUAUGGUAAUAUCCGCCGCAAGAGUGGGUAAUCGAGCUAUUGUCAAAAGACUGGUUGAUCAAGAUGCAUGCAUCAUCAACGCGCGGAAUGUAUGCGGCAUGACACCGUUGUUAUAUGCUGCCAAGUUUGGAUAUUAUGAUAUUGCUAAGCUCUUACUUGAGGCAGACAAAGAUAACGUCGAUGUAAGCGAUGAAGAUGGCCUAACACCACUGUUAUAUGCUGCCAAGCUAGGAACAUUUGAUGUCGUCAAUCUCUUGCUUGAGACAGGCAAAGUUAACGUGGAUGUAAGCGAUAAAGAUGGUCUAACACCACUGUUAUAUGCUGCCAAGUUAGGAAGAUUUGAUGUUGUCAAUCUCUUGCUUGAGGCAGGCAAAGUUGACGUGGAUGUACGCGAUAAAGAUGGCCGCACAGCGCUAUCAUAUGCUGCCCAAAACGGGCGAAGAGAUACCAUUAAACUGCUUUGCAAAUGCAAGGCUAAUGCAAAUAUACCGGAUCAGGACCGCGAGACACCAUUAUUUUAUGCCAUUCGCUAUCGUGAUUUCCAUGAAGUUGUUGGUGUUGUCGAGCAGCUACUUGAUGAAGGCAAUGCGAAUGUGAAUGUAAUGGAUAUAAAACGUCACACGCCACUAUUCCAUGCUAUUCAACGUGGGAAUACGAGCCUCGCAGUGUUACUGAUUGCUAGAAUGGAUCCGUUGCUUGUGACAUCGACAGAUCUUGAUGGUAGAACACCACUAUCGUAUGCGGCUGAAAUGGGGGAUGUGGUUAUUGCCGAAAGAAUACUUGUGGUUUACGGCAACGACCUUCAAGCUAUUUGGGACCCAGGUAAUGUCAAAUCUCCAUUAGUUUAUGCCAAAGGCGACGCUGCAGAGAUGUUUUCUAUGGUGGAUAGAUCCCAUUUGAUUGAACUCGGUUAUAUACAUGAAAGAUACUGA
Molecule: messenger RNA, 3465 nt
Organism: Arthroderma uncinatum
Lineage: Eukaryota; Fungi; Ascomycota; Eurotiomycetes; Onygenales; Arthrodermataceae
Product: Ankyrin repeat domain-containing protein 50
Exons: 4
Coding region: 1-3465 (1154 amino acids)
Biological process (GO): RNA processing
Molecular function (GO): RNA binding; RNA nuclease activity; protein binding
Source: RefSeq, a predicted model, not a curated record